Alternaria incomplexa is the source of this 993-nucleotide messenger RNA. RefSeq lists its product as uncharacterized. Gene Ontology annotation, cellular component: Cul4-RING E3 ubiquitin ligase complex. NCBI's taxonomy places the organism in Eukaryota, Fungi, Ascomycota, Dothideomycetes, Pleosporales, Pleosporaceae. Gene Ontology annotation, molecular function: protein binding. The transcript is spliced from 2 exons. The coding region runs from base 1 to 993 and encodes 330 amino acids. The record is from RefSeq and is a predicted model, not a curated record.
AUGAACGGCCAGCCAAUACCCGGCUACUUCUGGGACGCAGAGAAGAAGAAAUACUUCAGGAUCCAAAACCAAACUGCAGCCCAAGGAUCAAAUCUCAAAUACUCUUCAGCAAACAUCAAGAAGACAGAAAGAAAAGAGCGCAUCCAGAAUGUCGCACUCGCGCGUUCCAAUAAGCUUAAGAAGGAGCGGGUCGUCAGACGCAACCCGAACAGCUUCGCUCAGACAAACAUCGAUAGAGAAAUAGGUCUCAGAAGACGGUCACGCUAUGUCCACGGCCUUUGGCCUGACGCAUGCGCAGCCGGUAUUGAACAACGUCCCGAAAAGGUGCUACCUCCAUGUGGACUACGGCUCUUUGCCAAAGACCCAGUACAUCACACGAUAUACACAGUUCAAGACGGAACCGUCCGACUAUACGACACAAGAUCAGGGGGCUCAAGUCACGUCUUGACACAUCCAGCACCCAUCUCAAAGCUCAAGCGUGCCGACGAUGAGACUAGAUUGAUAUGCUCGGGGCUCAACGACACGCUUUUCCUAUACGACAUUCGCGCACCCCGCUUAUCUCGAAACUCAUCGCGAAAGACGUUCGAUUACGACAACCAUCACUACAACGAAGAAUACUUCAAAAGCCUAUAUCCCACUCAUCGCGAUAGUCACAAACGCCGCAAGCUCAACCACAAAGCUUUCAAGAAUUGGUCGCAGCCAGUCAUGACUUUUGCCCACCUGAACAGAGACGAGCUGGAACUGGACAUCGAUGUAUACCCCAGACUCGGACUUCUAGCAGCAGCCCAAGACACAACGGAAGGUACAGUGAUCCGGAUUAGCAACAUCUGGACGGGUAAAUCUGUCAAGGAGAUUGAUCCAGGUAGCACGCGGCAGGCGAAAAUCCGCGCACUUAAAUUCGUUGAGAGUGGUUUUGACGGCAAUGUCGACCUUUGGUCGUGUUGGGGUGGUGGGAUCGCGAAAUUUGGGUGGUCGCACAGUAGGGGCCUUUAG